AUGGAAUAUACGGUUGGUGGCAGAAAAUUCUCAACGUGUCACCUGUCUGUCUCACACUCUCAUUCAAAAUCUUACUUUCGUUCAUUUCACAACCACAUGACAGAUUGCUCGAUCAUGAUCAAUACACCUCGAAAGUCAGCUUGUGCAUCAAAACUUCCUCCUCCUACAUCACAAACACCAACACCACCACCACCAACAACAACACAGUCGAACAUGACCAUGGUCACACGAUACACAACUGAGGAGGCGAAUGAGUUAGCCAAACUGGUAUUGAGAUAUCGGGAUAUUUGGAAAGACAAGAAACAGUCAUCCGCACUUGUCCAGAAACAUUUGUGGAUGCAAUUCUCACAGUAUCUACACUCGAAGGGAUGGCCGAGAAGGAACUGGACUCAGCUGCGUCGAAAGGGUCAGAGUUUGCUGAGGAAAUUCAAUGACAUGACAACCAACCAGUUGGAGGUGUCGAAAAGCAAUCCCAAUCCCCUUGAAAAUCCCUCGAACCACACGCCACUCUCCAGUUCCAAUGCAAACCCACACGUGAAUGGACACAUUGGUUCGGUGACCGAGAACCAGUCGAGUGUGCAUCGACCCAACUUGCCUACACUGACCCCGUCACCAGUGGUAAGCACCACCUCCAAACGUGCCACACCAUCACUCAGUUCCCCUACAAACCACGUGCAACCGAAUCCCCCAAACACAAGUGGUCCAAAAAUCCUCAACGCAUUCUCAACAGCUCACAUGUCUCAACAACUGGCCAUUCCACAUGAUGUUGCAGUGCUGCAGCCAACCACCACCAACAACAACAACAUGGUUGGUGAGGUGGCGAUUAACCGAGUUGCCUUACUGACUCCUCUGUCAUGUAUCUCGUUCGGAGUGGCGAGAGCCCAUACUGCAUCCGAAUCUCCUGUUCGAGAAGUGAAUAUGUCGAAGCCACCAUCGGACCAACCGAGUCGAAAUCCUGUGACUGCAACAAUUGAUUUAUCAGUGUCGAGUGAUGACGAGGAGAGCUGUCAAGAGUUGAGUGGAACGAGAGAUCAGGUGAACACGAAUCAUGUGAAUGAUUUGGGUGAAACGUCCGAGGAUUGUAUCACAUCGGAAUGUGAGGGAACCCCAUUGUCAGAGACGUUGAUUCACAAGCGAAUAAAAUGUCUAGAUCUGAAGAUUGAAAUUCUGCAGAUGAAGAAACAAUAUUGGUCGGAGAAACUGAAAUUAUCAUCGAAAAGCUGA
Molecule: messenger RNA, 1224 nt
Organism: Schistosoma rodhaini
Lineage: Eukaryota; Metazoa; Platyhelminthes; Trematoda; Strigeidida; Schistosomatidae
Source: the annotation of a GenBank genome assembly